AUGAACGGUAGCAUGGCGUUGUCUCUAGUUCUAUUAGUCGCCUCAAGUCUAAGCACAAGAGUCGGAGCAGACUCAGCAGAGGCGACAAAUGCAAACAACGCAGUAACAAACGCUUGCCAAGAAGCAGAGCUGCUACAGCACCUGAUAGAAGAAACUGAAAGCAGGAUAUCAACAGUGACGACAGCAGAAGAUGGCAUUACUGAAGAAGCACAGAAAUUCUUCUUAGGAGCGGCAAGAUCAGCAGGAACGGACAGGCACUGGCAGUACCUGGCACUAAACCUUGCAGCAACACAAAUCGCAACUAACAAUAAAGCAAAGAACAAAGCAACCGCAGCGACUCUGAAAGACGUUUUGCAGACGCUGCUAAGACGACAAGCCCAGGUCGAACUUUACCACAAAAUGUCGGACGGAGCCGAGCACAAAAACGGCAUAAGCAAAGCCAAAGGCGGCCAAACACCCUUACUAACGGCAGGGAGCUCAAGGAUGUGCGUGGUUGAAUUCGCUGCAAAAGACCCAAACAGCCAACGCUGCCGCAAGCCAGUUUCAGCAACAAAAGACAUAGACAAAAUUCGACAGAACGUAGCCGCAGCCGACGGCAUAAAGGGCAUACCGGACGGCGCCUUUAAGCGGCCGAAGAUCACAGCAAUAGCAGAGGCAACAGGGAGCCCAGAUGGCGACAACCCAACGGCAAGUCAGCCGAUCUGCAACUCGGGGGGCAACGGCAACGCAGGCAGCAACAAUGUGCUGGCCGUAAGCGCGAUCAAACUGGACAACAGCGAAGCGACACCAACCAAGGCAACCAUCUCCAGGCCGCCGGCCAGCGCUACCGGCUGCAAGGAGCCGGAGGUGGCACCAGAGGAGCUGCUAGUAACCCAGGCCGCUGUUGCCCAUUCCCUAUGCAAGCUCCAGACUGCGAUACCAACAAAAGCGGCCACAAUCGGUCAGCUAACAGUAACGGCGCUCCAAGACAACCCGACUGUGCAAGAAAUAGCCAUGCUAGUAACUGGUGCCCCAAAUGGAGCGUCAGACACAAACACUAUGAAAGCGGCUGUAAAGACACUCUUCGGAGAAAGCACAGAAACGGUUCAGAAGACGUAUCUAGAGCCCCUAGCCACGGUCAGCAUUCAAUUCAAAGUAGCAGGAACAUCGAAAGAAGGAACCAUCGUCAGUUUCGCCACGGACAGCGGCUAUAGCGAGGCAUUGGCAUAUUUACUAGGCCAAGACUUUAAGGCAUCAAAAGUAAAACAAGCACAAGCUACAACAGCAGCCAAACCAGAAAUAGAAAAAUGCAAGGAAGACACUGAAGAAACCAAAUGCACAGAGGAUGCAGACUGCGAACACAAAGGCGGAAAGUGCAAACUUAAAGAGGGAGUGAAAGUGGAAGAAAAUGAAGGCAAAGGCACAAACAACACAGGGAGCAAUUCUAUUGUCAUUAACAGGGCACCUCUUUUGUUUGCAUUUUUCCUUCUAUAA
Trypanosoma brucei brucei TREU927 is the source of this 1473-nucleotide messenger RNA. It is a transcript of the gene Tb927.3.190, whose product is annotated as variant surface glycoprotein (VSG), putative. Bases 1 to 1473 code for a protein of 490 amino acids. The transcript has a single exon. NCBI's taxonomy places the organism in Eukaryota, Euglenozoa, Kinetoplastea, Trypanosomatida, Trypanosomatidae. The record is from RefSeq and is a predicted model, not a curated record.